AUGGCAGCUCCACGAGCAACCCAGUUCAUCGCCCUCCGCAAUCUCUCCCGCGGCGCCCAGCAAGUCCGCAACCUCCACAUGACCGGGCCCGCGACCUAUGCCUCGUCCAUCUUGACCCAGGAGCGCUCGGUAACCAACUUCCCCCGCGACAUCGCCGGCUUGCGAGCAGAGUGCAAGCGCAGGAAGAUUGAGGCCGCGGGCUCGAAGCAAGACCUCCUCGCCCGCCUCCAAGCCGACGAACUCACCCACUCCCGCGCCUUCAGCACCGCGACCCAAACCCGCCCAACUCCCGCCCAACCCUCCUCCAACUCACCUCCCACAACCCGCCACUUCAACACCUCCCGCACCCUCAAAGCCGUCAACGACGCCAGCACCAUCGACUUCGCGUACCUCCCGCAAACCGCCCUUUCCGAAACCAUCUCCGCCUCGACCUACGACCAACCCCACCGCGUCCCCAUCCUGCCCGACAACGCAUCCGCUGCUCCCACCUACACCGAAAUCAACUCAGCAGCAGAGGCAGAAGAGCACGAGGUAAUGAGGCCGACGAUCAGCACCAUGAGCGCCGACUCCGUGUUCCUGCCGAUGAGUGAUUUGCACGACGGACACGGGUUGGAUGUGGAUUUCCACGCCAUGAGCGAUAAGGUGGCGGCGGGGUUGCGGAGGCUGGAUGUCGGGUUGGUGGGGAGUGAGGGGGAGGAGAGGGUGGGGAUGAUGAGGAGGGUGUUUGGGGAUAUGGUGGAUGAUGUUGUUAAGGCUGUUGAUGGGGGGGUAAGGAGGGUGGCUUGA
This is a messenger RNA of Saxophila tyrrhenica, 786 nucleotides long. RefSeq lists its product as uncharacterized. The transcript is spliced from 2 exons. The record is from RefSeq and is a predicted model, not a curated record. Bases 1 to 786 code for a protein of 261 amino acids. Lineage: Eukaryota; Fungi; Ascomycota; Dothideomycetes; Mycosphaerellales; Extremaceae.